AUGAUACUUAUUAAUUACCAAAAUAUUGUAAAUAUCAUAAAAGUACCAUGUCCUUCAACUAUUAGUGUAGAUGAAAUCGUAAAAAUCCAUUUAAAAAAUGGAAUUAAGAAUGUUAAUAAAACUAUGAACGCAUUCAUGAUUUAUCGAAAAGAAUAUAAUAAUGUAGUUGCAAAGUUGAAUCUUUCAAGUAAAGAUGUAUCCAAAUUUGCUAAAACUUCAUGGGAAAAUGAACCCAAAGAUGUCAAAGACUAUUACCGACAGAUGGCAAGAAAUGUAAAAAAAUGUUUCAAAGAAAAAGUUCCUUCUCUUUGUUUUAUCAAUAGCAAUCAAGUAGAUAGAACAAAUGAUAAUCACGUCCCUUUAGAUACAGUUAAUCCUUCACUUCCUGAUACGAAUCAAAACUUUCCUCCAUCUCUAAAUCAUAAUCAAAAAUUUCUCAAUGAUUCUCCACAAAACUUUCCUCCAUCUCUAAAUCAUAAUCAAAAAUUUCUCAAUGAUUCUCCUCAAAACUUUCCAAUUUCUGCCUAUUUUAAUCUACCACCUUCAAACGCUGACCAAAACGCUUACCAUCCACUCCUUGAUAUGGAACAAAACUAUCUAGAUUCCACCUAUUUUAAUUUUCCAUCUUCAAAUACGGGCCAAGAUGUUGAUCAUCUAUUUCCAAUCAACAAUUUCAAAAAUUAUCUUCAUGAAUAUAUGACUAUGGGUGAUGACGAAUUCGUGAACCAUCUUUCUGAAGAUUUGGCAUUAACUUAUAAAACAAUUAUUCAAUCGUUACCAUUUAAAUAA
Messenger RNA from Diversispora eburnea, 789 nucleotides. The record is from the annotation of a GenBank genome assembly. NCBI's taxonomy places the organism in Eukaryota, Fungi, Glomeromycota, Glomeromycetes, Diversisporales, Diversisporaceae.